CACUGUAGGAGAACGACUGCCAAGCCUAAACUAACCUACAGCUGGGACAGAGGCCCACAGAUUCUCACUACAACCCAAACACAUGUGGAAUGUUGAAGAAAACCACACACAUGGGAGAAGUACUAUUUUCAUGGACUGUCACCUUCCAAUGACUAUCUCUCUGUCUCUGUCUCUCUGAGAGCCCGGCAUUCCACUCAACAAUGACACGAUUCACUGCGUCCAGGCACAAUGCAUUAGCGCUGCGCGUCGCCAAUGGGAUUAAAUGUCAUUGAUGAAAUUCCUCGUUUAAUCGCUUGAGAACUACUCUCGUUUAGCCAUCGCCAAUUCAAUGAAAGCCACAAACUUUCCGUCGCACUUAACGCGCGUAUUAUUUCUGGAACAGGCGGAAAGGGCCCGGUAUCUUAUGGUUUAAAGUGUUGAAUCUUCUUCAUCGUGCCAUGCAACUUGAGGGGCAAAAGUCAACCGUCAGAUCUAAGCAGCUUUGAGCCGUUGGAUAUAUAGAACUGUGUCGCUGAUUUAUCCGUUCAGGUCGCUUACCUACACAACCACCAGUCUGCUGAAAUAGAGCACCUCACCUCUGAUAAACACGCAGGAACAAGCUGCUCUCAACCGCCGGGCUCCAGGAAAAACGUUUCAACUAUGAUACAAUUAGUCUGGGUACUUCUACAUAUUUGAAGGAGGCACUAGCUGGAUUGCUUGAAUUUCAGUCAUUUUCUUGGGACAUAGGAAAAGCGCUUUCAGACGCAUUUGUGUCCUCUACUACUCUCCGCUGGUCUGGUGCUGAUCUCCUGCAAAAAGCAUCAACCCUGGAUGGGUCUCACUCAAGAAGAGUAAACUUUGCGAUUUUAGCACAGACCAGACACCGGACCAGGCGUGCUGCAGGACGACUGGAAAUAAUGCAUAGAUGAAAGCCCCUUCUAGUAACGCCGUUCUCGCACGGAAAAGGCGUCGCAGAGGGACUCUGUCAAUCUCCGGGCGACAAUGUCGGACAACUUCACCGAUUUCGAUUUCAACAGCACGACGCAGCCGGUGGCUGCUGCCGUGGCUCCAGACUACAACUUCCCUGCUCUUAUAUUCGGGAUAUUGCUAAUCAUUGUGAUUAUCGGUGGAAAUGUGCUUGUGUGUCUUAGUGUUUACAUGGAAAAAGCUUUAAAAACUACAACAAACUAUUUCAUUGUGAGUUUGGCUGUUGCGGACCUACUCUUGGCAGUGCUGGUGCUGCCACUGUUCGUGUACGCAGAGUUCCAGGGUGGUGUGUGGUCCCUGAACAUGAUGCUGUGUGACGGUCUGAUGUCCAUGGAUGUGAUGCUGUGCACAGCCUCCAUCUUCAACCUCUGCGCCAUCAGCGUCGACAGGUUCAUUGCUGUGUCAAUCCCUCUGAACUACAACAGGAAGCACGUUGACCAGCGUCAGAUCAUCCUGCUGUCAGGCACCUGGCUCAUAGCCCUGGCCGUGGCCUCCCCAGUCAUGUUGGGUAUCAACAACAUCCCACACCGAGAUACCACCGAGUGUAAACUGGAAGAUGACAACUACGUAGUGUACUCCUCUGUCUGCUCCUUCUUCAUCCCCUGCCCCAUCAUGCUCCUCCUCUACUUCGGCAUGUUCCAGGGCCUGAAGAGGUGGGAGGAGGCGCGCAAGGCCAAGCUGAGGAACAGCAUCCAGACAUGUAGGAAGCUUCAGCAUGCAGCCGCAGCCGCCGCCAUGCCAACCUCAGGGACCAUCCCCGGGCCUCUGCCCAUGCCCCUGCCCAGGAUCAUCGAGAGGGACCUGGCUCAGGCCCGGCUGGGGCUGGAGGAUACCGAUGACUAUCUGCAGCCGGACUGCCCCCCGUUCCCCUCGGCGUACAGGGAGCGGAUCAGCUCCGUGCCGUCUAUCUCCUACCAGCAGCAGCCGCCGCAGAAGAGGAAGCGAGCCAAGAUCAACGGCAGGGAGAGGAAGGCCAUGAGGGUUCUUCCUGUUGUGGUGGGCUGCUUCCUGUUCUGCUGGACCCCGUUCUUCGUCGUCCACACCACACGGGCCCUGUGUGCUACCUGCUACAUCCCACAGGCCCUGAUAAGCACCGUCACCUGGCUGGGCUACGUCAACAGCGCCCUCAACCCCAUUAUCUACACGGUCUUCAACACAGAGUUCAGGAAGUUCUUCAAGAAGUCCCUCCACUCAUUCAGCUGCUGCUGACAUCAGCCCCAGACCAGAGGGACAAUGGUAGCUCUAACUGUACUCUCACAGAAGGCGUAUACUACUGCACAGGCAUGUCAAGGGCCAGGGUCAAUUCCAGUCAAUUCAGAAGGUACACAAAAAAUGUCCAAUUAUCGUCAAUGCUUUUCACUGAGGAAAAUGUGCAAUUGGAUUUUGGUUUGACUUUCUUAAAUUGUCUGGGGAUGGCCCAGGGCUAAAUCUGUAUGUUUAGCUCUGUGGUGGCUAACCCUCCUCCUGGACAGCUACUUAGUGAGCAGGUUUUUGCUACAACCACAACCCUACCCUAAACAAAUGACCUUGAUUAACUGAUUUAACAGGGAUGGAGUAAAAGCCAGCACACCCUGUAGGAGGUUACAAGGGCAGGACUAUGUUUUAAUGGAACCUUUAUUUAACUAGGCAAGUCAGUUAAGAUCAAAUUCUUAUUUACAAUGACGGCCUAGGAACAGUGGGUUCAGGGGCAGAAUGACAUAUUUUUACCUCGUCAGCUCUGGGAUUCGAUCCAGCAACCUUUAGGUUACUGACCCAACGCUCUAACCACUAGGCUACCUGCCGCCUCAACCCCAUAGUCAUGCCGCUGAGAUAUGAGUAUGAGUGUUUAUCUGGUGGGUGGGGCAUUAGUUUGCACAUUUGAGACCAUACCAAUUGUUCUAAAGUGACAUCUCUAACCAUCCUGGACACCGGGCGAUGCCAGACGAGCAUGCCCAGUAUUCCUUAAUAUUGUUUAUUACAGGUGUGGUAUGAGGUUUAACAUAAGCAUUAUAACAGUAUUACCAUAGUGUUAUUACAGCCCUGUGAAUACACCUUUAAUCUGAAGUUAUUUAUCUUAAGACAGCAUUAUGAAGAACAGAAGCUAAUCAAUGAAUGCAUUCAUACAGUAUGUAUAAUACUAAAGCUAUAGCCUGUAACCUCAUAUACAAAUCCAUUCAAAUGUUGUUGUUUUUUAAGUUUGUUGUAAUAUUGUUUUGCCAUUUUACUGAAGCCAAUACUUUGACUGUAUCUGCCUGUAACAGCAGUCUGUUUGUCGGGUCAUUGACAGUGCCUACUGUUUACCAUAUCCACGUUUUAUGUGGUAAGCUUUCCAAUAAAAAAGACACCUCUUUGUAAA
Salmo salar (Atlantic salmon) is the source of this 3301-nucleotide messenger RNA. RefSeq names its product D(4) dopamine receptor. The record is from RefSeq and is a predicted model, not a curated record. Gene Ontology annotation, cellular component: plasma membrane. Lineage: Eukaryota; Metazoa; Chordata; Actinopteri; Salmoniformes; Salmonidae. Gene Ontology annotation, biological process: negative regulation of cytosolic calcium ion concentration; adenylate cyclase-inhibiting dopamine receptor signaling pathway; negative regulation of voltage-gated calcium channel activity. Gene Ontology annotation, molecular function: dopamine neurotransmitter receptor activity, coupled via Gi/Go; G protein-coupled receptor activity.